CUUUCGCUUCUGGACGGUCAGUUUGAAGGACGACUCAAGUGAUUGCUCUUUCUACAGUAGUGUGACCAUCAUGUCUCGAGAAAUAAUCAAUAUCCAGGCUGGUCAGGCAGGAAAUCAGGUCGGCACAAGUUUCUGGGAGAUGCUUCUUGCAGAACAUGGUCUCGAUCAGUCCGGGUCAUACGUUGGAAACGACCCGCUUCAGACGGAACGGGCUGGCGUGUACUUCACGCAGGUCGAUUCACAUGGUCCAACCAAGUAUGUACCUCGGAGCGUCCAAAUUGACUUAGAAUCUGGCGUGUGUGAUCAUAUUCGUUCCGGUCCUUUGGGAAAGCUUUUCCGACCGGAUACUUUCUUUACUGGGGAUUCCGGUGCAGGAAAUAAUUGGGCGAAAGGAUACUAUACAGAAGGGGCUGAGCUUAUCGAUUCUGUUCUCGACAUCGUUAGAAGGCAAUCGGAAAGCUGCGAAGCCUUGCAGGGUUUCCAGAUCAUCCACUCUCUUGGUGGUGGAACUGGAGCUGGUCUUGGAUCUCUCCUGCUAUCUAAACUGCGCGAGGAAUAUCCUGAUCGUAUGCUUCAAACCUUUUCAAUACUACCAUCGCCGAAUGUGUCAGAAACUGUGGUAGAGCCUUACAAUGCGCUCUUGUCGAUCCAUCAACUCGUGGAUAACUGCGACCUCACGAUCUGCAUCGACAACGAGGCUUUGUAUGACAUUGCAGUGCGAACGUUGAAGAUCAAGACACCUGAUUUCAGUGAUCUCAAUCAAAUAAUUUCGAGGGUAAUGUGCGGAGUGAGCACGAGUCUUCGCUUCCCAGGCCAACUGAACGGUGACUUGCGUAAACUGGGCAUGAAUCUUAUUCCGUUCCCUCGACUUCAUUUCCUCAUGCCGAGCUAUGCUCCCUCUUAUGAUCCCAAAGCUAGUGCCUUCCAGAAAAUGUCGGUUCCUGAACUCACCAACUUGCUAUUUGACCGACGGAGUCUUCUUGUUGCAUGUGACCCACGAUUCGGUCGUUAUUUAACUGCUGCCUGCAUUUUCCGGGGCAAGGUGUCUUCUGUCGAGGCGGAAACCUCGAUAGCGCAGCUUCAGCGCAAAAAUUCCAACCUCUUUGUAGAGUGGAUUCCGGACAAUGUUUCGGUGUCCCUCUGCUCUGUACCUCCGGUGGGGCAAACUCAGGCGGCCGUGGCACUUGCAAACUCAACAUCUAUGCAAGAGCUUUUUAUGCGCAAUCUCAACCAGUUCGCUCUCAUGUUCAAGCGUCGGGCCUUCCUUCACUGGUACACUGGAGAAGGAAUGGACAUGAUGGAAUUCUCUGAAGCGGAGAGUAACACACGGGAUUUGGUUGCCGAGUACCAGCAGUAUCAAGAAGCAGCUGCCGAUGAUGAUUUUGAAGAAGUCGUGGAUGGGGAAGACGAAGCCCAAUAGCGUCUGAUACCGAAUACAUUUUGCCCCGAUUUUGCACCUUGAUCUUACAACUCAAGCAUUACCAUGUUGGAUUUUCUUUACAGUAAUUGAAUUACAGGAGCACACCGUCAUUACCCUACAUUUGUGAAGUGUGAGCUGGCUGCAACGACACUCACCAUACUUCGUUAUUGCAACACUGCCGUCCCUUAUGAGGAAGCUG
Molecule: messenger RNA, 1619 nt
Organism: Pisolithus orientalis
Lineage: Eukaryota; Fungi; Basidiomycota; Agaricomycetes; Boletales; Pisolithaceae
Product: beta-tubulin
Exons: 24
Coding region: 71-1420 (449 amino acids)
Biological process (GO): mitotic cell cycle; microtubule cytoskeleton organization
Cellular component (GO): microtubule; cytoplasm
Molecular function (GO): GTP binding; structural constituent of cytoskeleton; GTPase activity
Source: RefSeq, a predicted model, not a curated record